AUGGUUAUUGGUGCUUCUGUAGCCGCACUUGGUGAUAUCACAUUUGAUCCACUUGGUUACACUUUCGUCUUCAGCAAACACUUCUCCACGGCUGGGAAGGCGAUAUUGUCUAAGUCACGACUCCGUGACAAGGGCUGUUCUAGCUUUGAGCUGUUGUACUACAAUUCUGCUUUCAUGAUUCCCCUCCUGUUGAUCGUCACAGCACUCACGUCAAAUGUUUUCCGGAUAAUUAAUUUCAGUUUUUGGACCAAUCCUAUCUUCAUCCUAUACUUAAUAUUUUCCUGCUGCUCGGCUGUGUUACUCAACUAUUCUAUGCUCCAGUGCACGCAUUACACGUCCGCACUGACGGCUAGUAUCGUUGGAGUGAUUAAAAACAUCACCGUCACGUAUGCAGAGAUGUUCAUCGGAGGAGACUAUGUAUUUACAUUGACUAACUUUAUUGGUGUCACAAUCAAUGCAGUCGCCUCCGCGAUGUACGUAGCAGCGAGAUGUAGAAAACAACCGCAGGAAUCAGGAGUCGAGGUCGUUGCUCGUAAAAUGGAGUCCACAGUCCUCUCUGUUCCAGCAGUGCAGGACAAAAAACAAGCAGGAUAA
Molecule: messenger RNA, 594 nt
Organism: Opisthorchis viverrini
Lineage: Eukaryota; Metazoa; Platyhelminthes; Trematoda; Opisthorchiida; Opisthorchiidae
Exons: 1
Coding region: 1-594 (197 amino acids)
Cellular component (GO): Golgi apparatus
Molecular function (GO): GDP-fucose transmembrane transporter activity; antiporter activity
Source: RefSeq, a predicted model, not a curated record